Messenger RNA from Diaporthe amygdali, 1233 nucleotides. RefSeq lists its product as uncharacterized. Bases 1 to 1233 code for a protein of 410 amino acids. The transcript has 2 exons. NCBI's taxonomy places the organism in Eukaryota, Fungi, Ascomycota, Sordariomycetes, Diaporthales, Diaporthaceae. Gene Ontology annotation, molecular function: hydrolase activity. The record is from RefSeq and is a predicted model, not a curated record.
AUGCCUUCGAUAUCAAAGUCAACCAAAUCAUAUCCAACGAUCAUGGAGCCCAAGGAGCUCUACCAGCGAGCUCGCCUAUCAUGGUUGGAGCUGCUCGACCUGGCUUUCAAGCUAUUCAUCAUCUCGCCGCCAACCUUCAUUUUCAACCUCCUCCAUGCAGUGCCUCUAUGCUUCCUCCGCGGCCUUCCAGUUCUGCCCUACAUAUAUUGCAACCUGAUCCGAACCCUCAUGAACACGCUCACCCCAUCACAGCUGCAAUUCAUAAUGCCGCCGACGGGCACAGUCUACCUCGUCUGGCUAGCCGCGACACUGUCCAACGCCAUUCUGAGGGAAAACAAACCCUACCUCUCCUCCAGGCUCAAACGCGACAUCCAGCCGCUCUCCGACGGGCGUAGUUCCAUCCUCUGGCUGGGCGAUCGCACCAAGGCAACCAAAUUCGUCCUCUUCCUCCACGGGGGCGGCUACGUCCUCCCGCUGGACAUGGGUCAUCUCAACUGGUGCCGCAAUGUCUACCUAGCUGCGGCUGAGGAGACAGGCGAGGAGGUUGCCGUUGCCGUACUGCAGUACAGCCUGUGCCCCGGCGCCGCCUACCCUGUGCAGCUGUCUCAGGCCGCCGAGGCGCUCGCCGUGAUCCUGGACGGGGGCCGGGUGUCGCCCGCGGAUGUUGUCUUUGGCGGGGACUCGUGUGGUGGUCACUUGACUGCUGGCUUGCUAGCGCACCUGGUGCAUCCCUUACCCGAUGCGCGGAAAAUCGAGCUGAAGGACGGCCAGAGGUUUGCAGGGGCAUUCUUGGUGUCACCUUGGCUGAGCAGUGUGGACGAUGGGCCUGCGUUCCGGGAGAACGGGUAUCUUGAUAUGGUCUCAUCCGAGGUGGUAAAACAAGCCACAGCUCUUACGACAGCAGGGCUCGGCGGGAUUCAGAGCUCUGGUGCGGUGAAGGCGCUAGUUUGGGCGAUGCCUGGGGAUGUGGAAGACAACCGAUGGUGGGACGGGUUGGAUGAGGUUGUACGCGAUGUCCUGGUGACGGCGGGCAAGAACGAGGUGUUGAGGGAGGAGGUGAUCUCUUUCGCUGAGACCAUCCGGGCACGAAACCCUGGGGCCAACGUGGUGCUCGACGUGAGGCCUCGGGACGCGCAUGACUUCAUCCUGCUGGAGGGUCAGCUAAAUCGGGUUGGCGGUGCGACGAGGACCAUGAAAUCUUGGUACAAGGGCGUAUUGCAAAGGAAGUCCUGA